This is a messenger RNA of Schistocerca gregaria, 4793 nucleotides long. RefSeq names its product patched domain-containing protein 3 (gene Ptr). NCBI's taxonomy places the organism in Eukaryota, Metazoa, Arthropoda, Insecta, Orthoptera, Acrididae. The record is from RefSeq and is a predicted model, not a curated record. Gene Ontology annotation, cellular component: cytoplasmic vesicle membrane; plasma membrane. The coding region runs from base 561 to 3863 and encodes 1100 amino acids. The transcript is spliced from 14 exons.
ACCUCCGCUCAGGACGAACAGGACGCACGCGAGACGAACACCCCGCACGACACGCUCCGUCGCUCUUCCACCUCUUCGCGACUGCCAGCCGGUCACCCGCUACCGGAAGCGCGGCGGUAGACUUAGCUAGUCGUCAAAUUCAGUGUCCUUCUUCCCCUCGCGGUUAGCUACUCGGGAGCCAGCCGUCUGAGAGGAGCAGAGGGGCCCUCGUGUGCGUACGCCGGUAUGACAGGAGCGCCGGUCUGCAGUGUCGGAUAAGGUGCGCAGCGAUCGUUGCGCGAGAACCGCCGCUCCCAGAGGCCUGCGCUGCCGCUGACCCACUGGGCGGCCGUCGAGGCACCACUUCCGCGAUCGCCGUUCUGAACGAGGUAAAGCCGUCAUUACAGCUUGCUGUCGGGUCGUACUGUGUGUAAGAACGUCAGAAGGCACUGAAGUAGCUGCGUAUAGCCUGUAAGGACAUUCGCAAGAUUUUGUUGCCUGAGUGUGCUGUCAGUGUAAGGACAUACUCAAGAUUUUGGUGCCAGUCUGUGCUGUUAUAGCACGAGCGAGCAUCCGUCGAGAUGGGCUGCGGACUGACGUGGGUGGAUUCGGCUCUGAACCGCGGCUUCUACCGGCUGGGGCUGCUGGUGGGCCGCCGGCCGGGGUACUUCAUCGUGGUGCCGAUCCUGCUGUCGGGGCUGUUCGCCACGGGCUACCAGCGCAUGCGCUACGAGAUCGACCCCGAGUACCUGUUCAGCCCCGUCAACGGCGAGGGCAAGGCCGAACGCGCCAUCGUCGAGCAGUACUUCAAGCCCAACUACACCAGCCGCUUCAACGUGGGACGCAUCACGAGGCCCGGCCGGUUCGGGCGCGUGAUCGUGACGCCGCGCGAGGGCCACGACAUGCUGCGGCAGGAGAUCUGGGCGGAGCUGCGGCAGCUGGACGCGCUGAUCCAGAACGCGACGGUGCAGUGGGAGGACGGCGAGACGUUCACGUACCGCGAGGUGUGCGCGCGUUGGGAGGACCAGUGCUUCCACAACGACAUCCUCGAGCUGGACCACGUGCUGGCCGACGUGGAGACGCGCCGCCUCAACCUCACCUUCCCCAUCAUGUUCAACCCCGUCACGUGGCACGCGCACGCCUUUCCCGUCUUCUUCGGCGGCACCGUCGUCUCCGACGAGGGCACCAUCAUCAGCGUGCCCUCGGUGCAGCUCGUCUACUUCGUCACCGCUGACACCAAGCGCCAGGACGCCAGGGGCGCGGCGUGGGAGGACGUGUUCCUGGACGUGGUGGGCGAGGCGGACGCACACACCUUCAAGCACAUCUCGGUGGCGCGCUUCGCGUCUCGCACGCUCGACAUCGAGCUGGAGCGGAACACACGUACCGUCAUCCCUUACUUCAGCACCACAUUCAUCAUCAUGGCCUUCUUCUCCAUCACGUCGUGCAUGAUGGCGGACUGGGUGCGCUCCAAGCCAUGGCUCGGUUUCCUGGGCAACAUCUCGGCCGUGAUGGGCACCGGAGCUGCCUUCGGGCUCGUCAUGUACUUGGGCGUCGAGUUCAUCGGCAUCAACCUGGCCGCGCCCUUCCUCAUGCUAGGAAUCGGCAUCGACGACACAUUCGUGAUGCUGGCGGCGUGGCGGCGCACGCCGGUGACGCUCACCGUGCCCGAGAGGAUGGCGCGGACGCUGAGCGAGGCGGCCGUCUCCAUCACCAUCACCUCCUUCACCGACAUGAUCAGCUUCUGGAUCGGCAUCAUCAGCCCCUUCCCCUCUGUGCGCAUCUUCUGCAUCUACACAGGCUUCGCCGUGUGCUUCACUUUCCUGUGGCACAUAACGUUCUUCGCGGGCUGCAUGGCCCUCUCGGGAUACGCCGAACAGCGCAACCUACACUCUUUCACCUGCAUGCGCGUGCUGCCCGUCUCAAAAUCAGACAAGAAACCCCGCUGGUACCGCUGGCUGUGCACCGGCGGCAUCGACCCCGCGGCGCCCGACGACCCGCGCGACAACGGCGAGCACGCGUGCAUGGCGUUCUUCCGCGACCACGUGGCCGCCCUGCUCAACAGGCGGUCCGCCAAGGCGGUCGUGCUGGUCGUGUUCGCCGCCUACCUGGCGGGCGCCUGCUACGGCAUCACCACCAUGCAGGAGGGCCUGGAGCGACGCAAGCUGUCCCGCGCCGACUCCUACUCAGUCGAGUUCUACGAGCGCGAGGACUUCUACUUCCGCGAGUUCCCCUACCGCAUACAGGUUGUUAUCACAGGAAACCUGAACUACUCUGACCGAGCCGUGCAAGACGAGAUCGAGAACCUGACGCAGACGUUCGAGAACACGACUUUCAUAUCUUCACCGCUGUACACGGAGUCGUGGCUCCGCUCCUUCGUGGGCUACAUCAGGAGGAACGAGGACUACCUCAACGUCAGCAUCGACACAGAAGAGGACUUCAUCAACACACUAAAAGAGUUGUGGUUGUUCAAACCAAACCCGUUCUCGCUAGACGUGAAAUUCAACGAGGAUGGAACUAGGAUCAUCGCCUCUAGAUUCCUGAUACAAGCUGUCAACAUUUCAACAUCCAACGACGAGAAGGCCAUGGUGAGGGCGCUCAGGAAAAUCUGUCAUGAAUCGCCACUCAACGUCAGCGUCUUCCAUCCGUACUUCGUCUUCUUCGAUCAGUUUGAAUUGGUACGGCCGACGUCGAUCCAGAGCAUGAUCAUCGGCGCCUCGAUCAUGAUGCUGGUGUGCUUCAUCUUCAUCCCGAAUGCUCUGUGCUCGCUGUGGGUGGCGUUCUCCAUCAUAUCGAUCGAGGCUGGCGUGGCCGGCUACAUGGCGCUCUGGAGCGUACGCCUCGACUCCAUCUCCAUGAUUAACCUCAUAAUGUGCAUCGGCUUCUCCGUGGACUUCACAGCACACAUCUGCUACGCCUACAUGUCUUCCAAGGCCACGCACCCUGAGGAGAGGGUGAAGGAAUGCCUGUAUGCACUGGGGCUCCCUAUCAUCCAAGGAGCGUCCAGUACUAUUCUGGCUGUGAUCUCCCUGCUACUGGCAGGCAGUUACAUCUUCUUGGUAUUUUUCAAGAUGGUGUUCCUGGUCAUCUUCUUUGGAGCAAUGCACGGCCUCUUCCUGUUGCCAGUCCUGCUGUCGAUAUUUGGGCCCGGUUCCUGCACGCGAAGGAAGAAGGAGGAGGACGGCGAAGCACCUGUUGAGACCCACCUGUCGGCAGUGGAGAAGGCUUUCCCACAUCCCUACUGUAUUCCGCAUCCGUCUCUUCAGCCGACUCACCAAAACGGGUACCCUUUCCGCAAAGCAAACGGUGAUGCCGGAGUCACUCCUCAGCCGCUCUUCCUGGGUGGUUCGUCGGGCACCCCGUUCCACCACCAUUUCGGGGUGCCUCUGUCUGGGCUUUCACCGUACAGUGGCGGAAAGUACAGCGACGGGAACGGUGGCGGCGUAGAGAAGGAUCUGGGUCUGGGAACGUCGGGAGAAGACUCCAGCGAGUCCAGCUCCAGCAAGUCCCAGAGGCGUCUGCAGAAGAAGACGACCGCGGCCGAGGAAGAAGACGAGGAGGAGGCGGCGCAGAGACGCCGCUACCAGGAAGGGUGGCGCAAGUCGUCGGCCAGCCUGGAGGUGUUCCGUAGGAUCCCCGAGGCGUACAACAACUCUGGCUACGUCAGCGACGAGGAGGGGCGCGGCCGACCUCGCCACUGGCAAGAUGGCGAAGCCCCGCGUGGCCGCGCGCGCCCUCGCGACGACGCCCACAUCCCUAGGAGGUACACCGUGCACGAAACGAACGGCGCGCAUGCGCACAGCCGGCCCAGGUCCCGCUCGCAGCACUCGCCGCGCACCGGCCACCAGUACCAGGUGCACUCCAGAGGCGACCACAAGUUCCGCUGACACCGCGGGCGAUACCUCGACGUGCGUCGGCCUGCCCAAGCUCCGGACAGUUCUCAGCCUCAGGGACCACAGAGAUGGAAACAACCUCCGGAGUACCGUGAGGACAGUUCGUCGGUUAAAUGACACCGCUUACAGAUCUCCAUUGUAGUCCAUUAAAGUGCGUGAACGGUGUCUUUAAGGUGUCUUGCCUCCAUGAUAAUUCACGAGGUCUGGUAGGUGUAACGGCUAUGUUCAAUACCAACUUUUUGGGAGUAAAUACCAGAAUAAUGUGGAGGAAGCGGGAAGGUAAGCUAGUUGUUACUCCUCCAAUUGUUUCACGCGGACUGACACUUUCCGUGGUCAGAAUGUUCAGCAGGACGUUACAGAAAACUAACAACGACUGUGUAAUUUUGUACGAGUGGUUCGAGCGACGUGUGAAUAUUUUUUAUACCUUUUAUACAAUGUUGUUGCGCCGUUUUCUGCGUCUCGAGAAGAGCCGCACCCCAGUACUCUACGUCUUGCUCAUCGACGGUGUAAUCGAUAAGUUAGUUGCCUGGAAACAAAACUGCGAUGAACCCCUGAAGAUGAAACAGUUUUGUUGUUUCCAUUCAGCUAACAAGUGAUUUUAAAAUAUACCUCUAAUGAAAUGGGACAUUAAUUGUUAUUUAUAUUUUUCGGUAAAUGUAUUAUCCUACAAGCAAACAUUUAUAUGUAGAGUGUGUAUGUCAGAUCCUGGGUUCUUGAAAAUGUUAACUUUGAAAUGGAAAAUCCAAUUCUAUUCUUGUAAUUCUUUCAGAUCUGCUUUGGAAUUAUUCUAUGAUAAUGCUUAUUUCAUAAUGCUCGCCAAUACGUCUUCCAGACCAUUCUCUCUAAUGGAUCUCUUUCUCAUACAGUGUAAAUAUCUGUAGCCAAAGACUUAAAUAAAUGAUAGCAACUGUUCGAACUCUGGAA